This is a messenger RNA of Danaus chrysippus (African queen), 7344 nucleotides long. Lineage: Eukaryota; Metazoa; Arthropoda; Insecta; Lepidoptera; Nymphalidae. The record is from the annotation of a GenBank genome assembly.
AUGUGGAAUGAUAUAGAUCAAAUAAAAGCGAAGAUAGACGAAGUGUUCGAUGCAGUACUCAAUUCGAACGCAUCAAAAAUAGAUGAAUUCCUGCUUGUCACCUUUAAUGAUCCAGAUGCAAAAGUCUACAAAGCAACACGAGAUCGUAAAGAAUUCAAAAAGGCACUUUCUGAUAUAACUGUAGACGGCGGAGGAGAUUGUCCUGAGUACUCAAUGAAAGGAAUCCAACUUGCUUUAGAACAUAGUAAACCUAAUUCAUUGUUUUAUGUUUUCACGGACGCAGCUGCAAAGGAUUAUAAGGAGUACGAAAAAAUAAAGAGCUUAGGGCUCAAGAAGUCUAUUCAGGUAACCUUUUUACUGACCGGAGAAUGUGAUGACAUUCCAAAAGAGGCAUCUACUGUUUAUGAUAAUUUAGCUGAAACUACUUCAGGACAGGUUUUCCACAUAGAUAAAGAGGAUGUGAGCAAAUUUUCUAUAGACAGCAAGCUAUGGGAUAUAAUGAUUUCUGUAUCAUCUGAAUUAGCAACAUUUUACUUUACUGGUCCUGAUGGGAAAUUAGUAGAUGUUAAAGAUUUCAUCAGUACAGAGAAAUCCAGUAUAUUAAAAUUGGAUGUUAAACCAGGGAUAUACAAGAUGGUUCUGGAUGAUUUUGGCCAAACCUCAGUGGUUAUAACUGGGUCCACAUCUGUUUCUUUUCAACAUGGUUUUUCUACUGUCAUGCCUAGCACAUUGAACGAAACGUCUACUAAACCUAUCAAAGAUACACCAUCUUAUUUAGCUAUAGAAUUGGACAAUGUUGACAAAGAUGUUAUAUUAGACACAGUAGAAAUUAGAGACAUUGAUGAUGAUAUCUUAAGUGCUUAUCCAUUACAACUGCUAAACAAACACAAUCAGUUCUACGUAACAAAACCAAUUCUAACACCUCAUUCUACCUUCAAAAUCGCAAUAAAUGGUCACACAAACACUAAAGAGAAAAUAACUAGAAUGGCACCAACGGCUAUUGAACAUCAAAAACCUGAUUUAGAAGGACCAAACCGAACACCACCGAUGGUCAUAAUUUUAGAAGGAGGUUCUACAACUGUUGAUUACGAUUCAAAUUUAUCCCUGAAAUGCAAAGUGCACGGUUUCCCUAAAUCACACAUUGUUUGGAUAGAUGACUCAUUAACGAUUUGGCCAUCAAAAGUAGUCCCCGUGGAUCUUCCAUAUAUAUAUAUGAGUAUUCUUGAUAUAGAUAAAAUAAAUAAAAAUAUAACUUUAUAUUGUAUAGCGAAAAAUGAAAUCGGUGAAGAUAAAAAAACUAUUUUAGUGGAAACUAAAAAAAAAUAUUUCCUUGACAUUCUCGAAAGCCCCGAAGAUUUGGUCAUUGAGUAUGGAAGUUCGAGUGUUCUUAAUUUCAAAGUGAAAUCAUAUCCACCAGCAACAAUAAAGUGGUUUAAAGAAACGAAAGAACUUUUUAAUGACGGUGAUUACGAAAUAUCUUCCGAUGGUUCCACUCUAAAAAUUAAAUACAUGUUUCAAACUUUAAGUGGACUUUAUUCAGCGAAGGCUAUGAAUGAAGAAGAAAAUAAGAUAAUUCAUUUUAAAAUUGAUAUGUCUGGAGAAGGACCAAACCGAACAGCACCGGUGGUCAUAAUUUUAGAAGGAGGUUCUACAACUGUUGAUUACGAUUCAAAUUUAUCCCUGAAAUGCAAAGUGCACGGUUUCCCUAAAUCAAACAUUGUUUGGAAAGAUGACUCAGGAAGGAUUUGGCCAUCAAAAGUAGUCCCCGCGGAUCUUCCAUAUGAAUAUAUGAGUAUUCUUGAUAUACAUAAAAUGAAUAAAAAUAUAACUUUAUAUUGUACAGCGAAAAAUGAAAUCGGUGAAGAUAAAAAAACUAUUUUAGUGGAAACUAAAAAAAAAUAUUUCCUUGACAUUCUCGAAAGCCCCAAAGAUUUGGUCAUUGAGUAUGGAAGUUCGAGUGUUCUUAAUUUCAAAGUGAAAUCAUAUCCACCAGCAACAAUAAAGUGGUUUAAAAAAACGAAAGAACUUUUUAAUGACGGUGAUUACGAAAUAUCUUCCGAUGGUUCCACACUAAAAAUUAAAUACAUGUAUCAAACUUUAAGUGGACUUUAUUCAGCGAAGGCUAUGAAUGAAGAAGAAAAUAAGAUAAUUCAUUUUAAAAUUGAUAUGUCUGGAGAAGGACCAAACCGAACAGCACCGGUGGCCAUAAUUUUAGAAGGAGGUUCUACAACUGUUGAUUACGAUUCAAAUUUAUCCCUGAAAUGCAAAGUGCACGGUUUCCCUAAAUCAAACAUUGUUUGGAAAGAUGACUCAGGAAGGAUUUGGCCAUCAAAACGAAAAAUGAAAUCGGUGAAGAUAAAAAAAACUAUUUUAGUGGAAACUAAAAAAAAAUAUUUCCUUGACAUUCUCGAAAGCCCCAAAGAUUUGGUCAUUGAGUAUGGAAGUUCGAGUGUUCUUAAUUUCAAAGUGAAAUCAUAUCCACCAGCAACAAUAAAGUGGUUUAAAAAAACGAAAGAACUUUUUAAUGACGGUGAUUACGAAAUAUCUUCCGAUGGUUCCACACUAAAAAUUAAAUACAUGUAUCAAACUUUAAGUGGACUUUAUUCAGCGAAGGCUAUGAAUGAAGAAGAAAAUAAGAUAAUUCAUUUCAAAAUUGAUAUGUCUGGAGAAAAGCCUGAAAUAAACAAGACUGUGAGUUCUUAUAACAUAGAGGAGGGAUCUAGUGUGAAUUUAACAUGCAGAAUGGUAAGAGGUAAACCAGAACCUGAAAUUUCCUGGGGUUUUCAAAAUGAAUCACCAGGUUUUGCAAAGCGUUUAGAUGUUGUUGGUGAUCUUUAUAUUGAUAAGGUUGGUCCAGAGAAUAUGGGAAUAUACACCUGCAAAGCUCGAAAUGAAUUUGGAAAUGAUUAUCAUUAUAUUGACUUGUUCGUUGGCUAUGUCCCAACAAUCAAGGAUGUUAAAACUGAGGUCUUAGUGCCGGAGGGUCAACAAGUUAUAUUAACUUGUAUAGUCGACGGCUCUCCUUACCCUUUCGUUCGUUGGUUACGUAAUGAUGUGGAAGUAACAAGAAAAGGAAAAUAUUCAUUCAAUUACAACGCACUAAGCCUUACGUUCGUGAUAGAUGAUACAGGCUCUAUGUCCGAUGAUAUAGAUCAAGUAAAAGCGAGGACAAACGAAGUGUUCGAUGCAGUACUCAAUUCGAACGCAUCAAAAAUAGAUGAAUUCCUGCUUGUCACCUUUAAUGAUCCAGAUGCAAAAGUCUACAAAGCUACACGAGAUCGUAAAGAAUUCAAAAAGGCACUUUAUGGUAUAACUGUAGACGGCGGAGGAGAUUGUCCUGAGUACUCAAUGAAAGGAAUCCAACUUGCUUUAGAGCAUAGUAAACCUAAUUCAUUGUUUUAUGUUUUCACGGACGCAGCUGCAAAGGAUUAUAAGGAGUACGAAAAAAUAAAGAGCUUAGCGCUCAAGAAGUCUAUUCAGGUAACCUUUUUACUGACCGGAGAAUGUGAUGACACUCCAAAAGAGGCAUUUACUGUUUAUGAUAAUUUAGCUGAAACUACUUCAGGACAAGUUUUCCACUUAGAUAAACAGGAUGUGAGCAAAUUUUCUAUAGACAGCAAGCUGUGGGAUGUAAUGAUUUCUGUAUCAGCUGACGCACCAAAAUAUCACAUAAAUGGUCCUGAUGGGGAAUUAGUAGAUGUUAAAGAUUUCAUCAGUACAGAGAAAUCCAGUAUAUCUAAAUUGGAUGUUAAACCAGGGUUAUACACGAUGGUCCUGGAUAACGUCGGCCAAACCUCAGUGGUUAUAACUGGGUCCACAUCUGUUUGUUUUCAACAUGGUUUUUCUACUGUCAUGCCUAGCACAUUGAACGAAACGUCUACUAAACCUAUCGAAGAUACAACAUCUUAUUUAGCUAUAGAAUUGGACAAUGUUGCCAGAGAUGUUAUAUUAGACACAGUAGAAAUUAGAGACAUUGAUGAUAAUAUCUUAAGUGCUUAUCCAUUAGAACUGCUAAACAAAGACAAUCAAUUCUACAUAACAAAACCAAUUCUAACACCUGAUUCUACCUUCAAAAUCGCAAUAAAUGGUCACACAAGCACUAAAGAGAAAAUAACUAGAAUUGCAACAACGGCUAUUGAACAUCAAAAACCUGAAUUAGAAGGACCAAACCGAAUACCACCAAUGGUCAUAAUUUUAGAAGGAGGUUCUACAGCUGUUGAAUACGAGUCUAAUUUAUCCCUGAAAUGCAAAGUGCACGGUUUUCCUAAAUCAGACAUUGUUUGGAAAGAUGACUCAGGAAAAAUUUGGCCAUCAAAAGUAAUCCCCGUGGACCUUCCAUAUGAAUAUAUGAGUAUUCUUGAUAUAGAUAAAAUAAAUAAAAAUAUAACUUUAUAUUGUACAGCGAAAAAUGAAAUCGGUGAAGAUAAAAAAUUUAUUGCAGUCGAAACUAAAAGAAAUUACUUCCUUGAAAUUCUCGAAAGCCCGAAAGAUUUGGUCAUUGAGUAUGGAAGUUCGAAUGUUCUUAAUUUCAAAGUGAAUGCAUAUCCACCAGCAACAAUAAAAUGGUUUAAAAAAACGAAAGAACUUUUUAAUGACGCUGAUUACGAAAUAUCUUCCGAUGGUUCCGCACUAAAAAUUAAACACAUGCAUCAAGGUUUAAGAGGAUUUUAUUCAGUGAAAGCUAUGAAUGAAGAAGAAAAAAAGAUAAUUCAUUUCAAAAUAGAUAUGUCUGGAGAAAAGCCUGAAAUAGACAAGACUGUGAGUUCUUAUAACAUAGAGAAGGGAUCUAGUCUGAAUUUAACAUGCAGAAUCGUAAGAGGUAAACCAGAACCUGAAAUUUUUUGGACUUUUCAAAAUGAAUCACCAGGUUUUGCAAAGCGUUUAGAUGUCAUUGGUGAUCUUUAUAUUGAUAAGGUUGGUCCAGAGAAUAUGGGAAUAUACACCUGCAAAGCUCGAAAUGAAUUUGGAAAAGAUAGUCAUGAUAUUGACUUGUUCGUUGGCUAUGUCCCAACAAUCAAGGAUGUUAAAACUGAGGUUUUAGUGCCGGAGGGUCAACAAGUUAUAUUAACUUGUAUAGUCGACGGCUCUCCUUACCCUUUCGUUCGUUGGUUACGUAAUGAUGUGGAAGUAACAAGAAAAGGAAAAUAUUCAUUCAAUGACAACACACUAAGUUUUACAGGUUCACUUGAGGAUAGCGGCGUAUACACCUGCGAAGCUUCAAAUAUUUUAGGACAGACACAAAAGGACUACGAUGUUCAAAUUUAUAUGCCAGUAAAAAUGCAGGUGCCGAAAGACACUACUUUAAAAUUAGAUGUUGGAAGUUCAACGACAUUACAAUGCCGUGCUGAUGGUUACCCAAAACCAAACAUGACAUGGACUUUUUACAGAAAAAAUUCUAACAGUCGCCCUAGGACAUUGAAAUUUGAAGAUACCGGCUCAUAUAACUUAGAACAUGUUCAAAUUGAAGAUGAAGGCUACUAUAGGUGCUCUGCGAGUAACGUCGGAGGGUUGAGUAGUGUUACCUACAAAGUUCUUGUCAGAGCUCCUGUAUCUAUUACGAAUCCAGAUGGAGUUGUUUAUAACGUUGUAAAGGGCGACUUGGCGCUUAGGAUACCCUGUAAUGCCAUUGGCAGCCCGAAACCUAAAAUAACAUGGAAAGCAAAUGGGGAACAAAUUGCUUCAGCAAGCCCAGCCCAGCCUGAAGUGGUAACGGAUACUGUAAUAUUAGAAAUAGGAAAUUCAACUGAUCUUGAAUGUGAUCUACCACAUAAAACUGGAGAUAUUGUUAACUGGUACAAGGAUGGGGAACUGAUAGCAAGAGAUAAAUUGUAUUUAAACCAAGUUUCAUUAAAAGAUGCGGGUGUAUACAGUUGUCGUGUUAGUACAUUUUUGUCAGCUCAUACUGCGCAUAAAAAGGUGACUGUAGGUUAUAAACCAAGAUUUCUAAGUGACGAAGAAACUAUUAUAGAAUAUUCGGAAGGCGACUUUUCUUAUAUGAACUGCGAGGCUGACGGCUAUCCGAAUCCAAGCACUCAAUGGACACGUAACGGUGAGCCCAUACCUACAAAUACGUCGUAUGUGGUUGUAGAAAUGAAACCUGAAGAUAUUGGAUACUACCAAUGUACAGUAAGAAAUGAGCUUGGAGCAAUUAGCCGCACUUUUAAAAUUAAUUCAGGAGAAUGCUUGCUGCGUACUAAGUAUGAUUUUAAUGAUCAACAGCCUUUACUUUUGACUCUAUCAAGAGACUGGCCAGAAUUUAAAACAUCAAAAGAACACGUCCAUAUACCAAUUUAUAAAGAUUUCCUUCUAACAUGUCCUGGCAGUUCUAUCAUUUACGAUGGACAAACAUUUGGUCAAAAUGUCAAAACGAAGUGUUCAAUAGAAAAAGACAAAAUAGAAAUAAGAAACAGAAUCAUUGAUUACGAUAAAUUAAAAUGUGCCGAAAAAAUUAAACCUCUAGCAAAGCGAACGGGUAUGAGCUGUUUUGAACAAUACAGAAAAAACACAGAAUUACUGCAAAUUGGUUUUACUUCACGAAGUAAGUUUCUGAAGGUAUACGAAGUUUGUUUAGAUUAUGAACAGAGGAUACCUGUCUUUGCAAAACAAAUUUUAAAUAAAGGCAUCGCCUUGAAUGCACCUUCCGGAGAUUAUGCAUUUGUUGAAAGUAAAUUUUUGCCGUUCCAUUUUGGGGAUAUGUAUGACUGUGAUUCUCAAUUAAGAUUUAUUUCAUCGUCAAUCGGCAAAUCAAUAAAAUCAGAUUUUAAGGAUCCUGAAUGCUGUUUUACAAAAAGACAUUUGAUCAAUCCUCGUGAUGUUCUGCCGGGACUAUCACAAGUGGCUGUAUAUAGCUAUUUAAAUGUAAUACCUCAUUGGAGUACCUGUGGAACUAAAAACUGGGAUGAACUUGAACUAAGAGUACGAUAUCUGGCAAAAUAUUCAUAUUACGAGCACACCGUUUUCACUGGAGCAUCAGAUCCGAUGAUGUUGCCAGGACAGACAAAAGAUGCUUAUGUGUCCUUAAGAGACAGACUGAACAGACGUCAACCAGUGCCAAUGUAUUUAUGGAAGAUAGUCCAAAACCCGGCAGAUAAUUCUUCCUUAGCAGUCAUACAACUAAAUAUUCCUAAUCUUACGUCAGCGGAAGCCUAUUCUUACAUGCCAUGUAACGAUAUAUGUUCCGAAGUCGACUGGUUACGAAACAACGAUUGGCAGGAUGUAAAUAAGGGCUUCACAUUCUGUUGCAGUAUUAGCGAUUUCAAUUCGCGUUUCGGCACACUUUUUGAAGGAUAUGAAAAAGUAUUCAAGAGUUUACCACCAUUAGUACCUGAAUUUUCUCUUAUCUAA